This is a messenger RNA of Mixia osmundae IAM 14324, 1207 nucleotides long. RefSeq lists its product as uncharacterized. The record is from RefSeq and is a predicted model, not a curated record. NCBI's taxonomy places the organism in Eukaryota, Fungi, Basidiomycota, Mixiomycetes, Mixiales, Mixiaceae. The transcript is spliced from 2 exons. Bases 55 to 1098 code for a protein of 347 amino acids.
UUGUGUGAGACUAUAAAAGGCGUGUCUGCCGGCAAGCGCAGGCGGAGGCCAGCCAUGAGUCAGCCCAACGGCAAACGACGCAAGUCGACGCUCCGACAGGAAGGCUUCCUGACGCCCGAGCCAGGCUCGAGGAGAAACUCGCUCUCGUCCGGGUUCCUUAUCGUUCAGGCCUCAGCGGAAUCUGACCCGAAUGGUCAAGCGCUCGCUCGCCCACGAGCAUGGUACUGCUUGCCCCUUCUGGCCACAAUCGAUCUCGUGUAUACCACCACCACGACGGCACUGUUGCUCGAGCAAGAUCUCGUCAGACCUGCGCCAAUGUGGCUCCUGCCCGCUUGGGGCCUCAUCCGCUGCUGCGGCAUCCUCUUCGCUACAUCUACAAGUCACAUCAGGAACAUGUCAUGGAUCAUUGCUGCCCUUUCGAUGGGUACUGCGCUCGUCUUCCUUUUCGAGCUCAAUAUGCUUGUCCAAGAUCGCAUCUACCUCUUUCCGGGUCAUACUGCCGAUGGCACUGACUCGGCCAAGAUGCCCCCUGCGCUCACGGUCUACCUGCUCUCCCAGCUCGGUUUCGCAGUACUCCACUGGGUCGCCUUUGUGAUGGUCGUGGGCGUCAGACCUCGCACGACGGUCCUCAGCAAGGUCAGCUAUCGCGAGCUCGAUGCCGACGAGUCAGAGGUAGAAGUCGAAUGUGACGAGCGAGGUACGCCAAGGAUGCCGGUCAGAAAGAGACUCUGGCGCAAAUUGAGAGGAUCGGUUUGGGAGGAUCGGUUUGUCCGAGUUGACUAUGGCACGAUACAGGCCCUUCCGGAGGCAGAAGAGAUCACUGUGGACAUAGAUCAUGCUUUUGAUCGAGGAGAUGAGGAAGCUCGGUUGAGCGACGGGCAAGAGGAGGCGAUCGAUGUGUACGACGCCGAAGGAUUGUCGAGUGACGAUGAUCCAGACGAUAUCAUCGAUCUGCCACCUCGGCGAUGUCACAGUCUAUCGAUCACCAGUCGACCCUCAGAGGCCAUGUUCGCUUCUGCCAGCCCAUCCUGGCGCUCGCUGCGUGCGAGGCCUUCCUCGCGCAUCGCUCUGCCCAACGCAGACACUUCGCCCAAUUGAGUCUGUCCUGUCAUGAUGUUGUAAGACUGCAUGCAAAGGUUGUUACAAUGCCAACAAAGAGCCAUCACGAUCGAAGCCCCAAGCACUUUGGGAAGCCUCGUCCUGAUGC